Messenger RNA from Prorocentrum cordatum, 408 nucleotides. NCBI's taxonomy places the organism in Eukaryota, Dinophyceae, Prorocentrales, Prorocentraceae. The record is from the annotation of a GenBank genome assembly.
AUGGGCUGGGGCGUGAGAGACCACAUCCUGGAAGAGACGGCCCGCGCCGUCUUGCAGAAGGUGGGCGCAGAUCAGCCGAUUAACCUCAGGGCGCCCUACGCGUUUGGUAGUGUGGUGGAGGUGACCUUUGCCAGCGAUGAGGUCGUUAGGGCGUUGGCCAAGAAAAUUCAAAACCUAGAAAGACCUUCCGUGACGGAAAGAGGAUGGUGUGGAUGGGACCGAUUGAUUCCAAGGCGGAGAGGGCACAAGCCAGAAUUCGACACAAGGUUAAGGCCAUCUUCGGCUGCGCAGUCAACUCUGCCAAUUGGGAGGGCGAAGAGCUCGUCUUCUGCGACCGCCCCAGAAAGGUCGACGUCGGCGGAGUCUAUCGGGGCAGAUUCGGCGGGCUUCGGUUCGAGCGGGAGGUGA